Meriones unguiculatus (Mongolian gerbil) is the source of this 716-nucleotide messenger RNA. RefSeq names its product interferon alpha-11-like. Gene Ontology annotation, cellular component: extracellular region. Gene Ontology annotation, biological process: B cell proliferation; adaptive immune response; T cell activation involved in immune response. NCBI's taxonomy places the organism in Eukaryota, Metazoa, Chordata, Mammalia, Rodentia, Muridae. The record is from RefSeq and is a predicted model, not a curated record. Gene Ontology annotation, molecular function: type I interferon receptor binding; cytokine activity. The coding region runs from base 1 to 675 and encodes 224 amino acids. The transcript has 2 exons.
AUGGCGAAGCCUGCACCAGUUCUCUUUGAAUUCAGUAUCGCUAGGGGAAGGUUCAGGACCACAGAGCCCAGAGGACGAGCAGCAUCUGCAACAUCCACAAUAUCGAAGCCCUGUGCCUUCCUGACGGUCCUGGUGGUGCUGAGCUGCUGGUCAACCUGCUCUCUAGGAUGUGACCUGCCUCACACACAUAACCUGAAGAACAACAGUGCCUUGAAACUCCUGGCACAAAUGAGGAGACUCUCCUCUGUCUCCUGCCUCAAGGACAGAAAGGACUUUGGAUUCCCUCUGGAGAAGGAGAAUGUCCAGCAGAUCCAGAAGACUCAAGCCAUCCCUGUCCUGAAUGAGCUGACCCAGCAGGUCCUGAGCCUCUUCAGCUCAAAGGACUCCUCUUCUGCUUGGGAGACAACCCUCCUAGACACAUUCUGCAGCGGCCUCCACCAGCAGCUCCAGGACCUGCAGGUCUGUCUGAGGCAGCAGGUCGGGGUGCAGGAAUCUCCCCUGACCCAGGAGGACCCCGUGGAGGCUGUGAGGAAGUACUUCCACAGGAUCACUGUCUACCUGAGAGAGAAGAAACACAGUCCCUGUGCCUGGGAAGUGGUCAGAGCACAAGUGUGGAGAGCCCUGUCUUCCUCAGCCCACUGGCUGGCCAGACGGAUUGAUGAGGAGGAGGACUGAGUCCUGAGCCAAAGAGGAGAGGACUGUGCUGGACUAGGAUG